UGCAGGCACCAGAAGUUAUAAGCAGUUGACGUAAGGAACAGUGUGAUCUCCCCCUGAGGCUGGCUCUCAGGACAACAAUCUUCACAGAGUUCUUCCAGCCUGUGUGUGUGAGACUGAGACUCUGGGAAACUUCCAUCGACUCAUGAGUGAAGUUUUCCCCUUGUUUCUAUGAGUUGAUAUUGAGGUGUGUCAGAACUACCUGGAUUCUAAACAUUGAUCACCAGGACGAGCUUCAGCGCGGAUUCUUUGUGUUUGAGCGAAACAUUUUGAUUGUGGUUAGGGUAGCAAUAUAUGUAGAAUAGCUUCAAGGGCGUUUUGUCGUGAAGGGAAAUGUAUGAGCUGAGAAGUUUUCUGUAAGUUUCCCCUUCCUAGUGUUUGGAGGACAAAAAAGUACUUAUAGAUCUACUGACAAAGACAGUAAAGCUGUUAGCUCAGGACACUUGUAUUGGCUAAAGGGAGCCAUACAUUUAGCCUUCUAUCUGAGGAAAAUAAUUAUACCCUGGAAACCAGUCUUCGGUGAACAGAAAUAGAUCUUACUGCCUGCUGUAGAAAUAAAGGAACCAUUGACGCUAGUGAUUAACAGAUUAAUUCAGGUGUGAAAGAUCCCUUCUGCUUCUGGAUAUAUGUUCCUACUCACAUUUUAAAAGUCAUGGAAUGAACAUGAUAACGAAAGAGGGAAUUAGACCUAGUGAAUUUCAAAGGAGCAGUUCUGCCAAAAAAUAACAGGCAAACCUGACCUGUACACUCUGAGGAUACCUGAGGUGGUUCUUGUCUUCACUAAACUGAUACCACGCCAGACAAACCAAGAUGCCGUCUGCCAUGAAUGACGUCAUCUGCACCUGUCUGACCCGCGUGUACGCUGACCACGCCUCCCGCACUGACCGCCUCACGUGCAAGCUCGAGCACGCGCUCCCCAUUAGACAGUCGUUCUUCAAACUCAAGCGGGUGCCGCACUUCCAGACACGAGAUGACCUUCAUACUGACCACACGCCAGCCUAUAACCCGAUUUACAGGUUGGAGAAUGCAUCUCUGGAGUCGUUGUCUCAGAAGAGCAAGGCAGGAUGUCGCCGUGUGCUCAUCGAGGGGGACCUGGGCACGGGGAAGACGCUGGUGUGUCAAAGGCUGCUCCAUGAAUGGGCCAAGGCCAUGCAGUUUUUCAGGAACGUGAAGAUUGACCAACCAUGUAUUACGGUAGCCAUUGACUCGGAAGUAGAGGAAGCUGCAGCCAGUUCACGUCCUGACCCCGAUCAGACACAACAGGAAGAAACAGAUCCGAAUCUAGAUGAAGAGGUAGCAAAAGAUAUCCGAAGACCAAAAAGAGAAUGGAACCUUGGAGCUAUAGACACAAGCACAAGUAGCGAAGCUACUGGAAAUGGUGAUGGGCUUUCUUUGCCUGAGGGUAUGAGCCGAAGCAAAAGUCAUGACGCCAACUUAAGCAAUCCUAAGGACACUAAACUGAACAAAGGUGAAAGUUCAGAAGUAAAAACCCAAACCUCUGCUGAUGGGGAGGACAAACGAACAACGCAUGAACAGAAUAACCGAUCAAGAAAGUCACGAUUUGACGAACUAAAGGAGAAGAACUCAGGCAAUGAGUUGAACGCGACUGGUGGGGAUGGGUCUUCCACAGGGAAAAAGAGCGUUCGUAAGGGAAGUAGGAGUAGAAGUAGUGGAGACGCCGAGACAGAAAGCAAAACUCGGAAACGAGAAAAAGGCAAAUACGACGGCAUACCACAAAAAUAUCUGUCUUUGCUGAACAUCGCUUCUCCGGGGGAGGGAAGUUUCGAAUCUCCGGGUGUGGCAAAGUCGAGAACUUUCCGCGAGCCACGACGUCAGAGGCCGUCCCGGCUGACCAGUAACUUGACGGACUACAAAGCCAUGAUCUACGUGCCCUGUGUCCGGCUGGCGCUCAGCGAGUUACUCACCCGUUGUAACAACUCUCGGGUCCGACAUUAUUACGUAGCCACGUCUGUGCUACUCGAUUUACUCACGUUAAGCGACGUGCCACAUCAUCCUCUAUCUUUCGACGCCGUUUACCACUGGGUGCUCGCUAACCGCGAUGAUAUAUGCAUCAUUUUCGACAACGUGGACGGAUCGGAGGCUUGGGAGAGGCUCAUAUCCGACGCGUUUCACGACCGAGACGGAUUCGGCAAAAUGAUUGCGGCAGCAACACCGGGACGGAUCUCCAAACGCGACGUGGACUCGCUCUUCUAUUGCUACGGUCUUUCACCGGACUACAGCUCUCGAGUCCUUCUCUCGAGACUACGUUCCGAAGCGCCAACAGUCGAAAACAGAAUAUCUUUUCUUCUCAACUCAAGCCACACACAAGAACUACUCUGCAAUCCGCUGAGUCUGUCUCUACUUUCCGCAUAUUUUCGGAGCGUCAAAGAUGAUGAUAACAUCCCCGAACAUUUAUCGGAGCUUCUGGAACACCUCAUCCAUCACGCCAUGGCGCACGAGACCAACACAACCCAGAAGGUUGUAGAUAAAGCUAACAAAGGUCGCAGGCGGCGUUUCUCCUUGCUCAAUGUGUGCGAGACUGUCGCCUUUGAGUGUCUUGAGAAUGACACGAACUACUUCUCAAAGCAGAAGUUUCCCCAGCAGUUCUGGACGCGACAUUUAUGCGACUGUCGUCUGCUUCACGAAGUGCACGAGAUCGCUAACUUCGGGUCCAUCCACGAGCGUCCUCCCUCUCCGGUGCUCAUGAACCCUUGCAUCACACCGGACAGCGACUCUGUGCACAGCAGUGCAUCAUCCAACUUUGACAUCAACAUGUCCUCUGACGUCAGCUCUAGCAACCAGAGCCUAGCGUCCGCCGGAGACCACGAGAAAACCGACCCCGCAACGGAUGCAUCCGGAAACUCGUCGUCAGGCGCGCUUCUUCAGGUUCCGUCUCUAAAAAGCUCGGACAACAUAAAAAAAGCCAACGAGAGACCAAAAACUCUGUCUCUGGAGAUCAAGAAACCAAGUAUCUCUCCGCGGCCAUCCUUAAGCCAAACAAGCCAAACCAGCGGCGAGAUCGUGUCCUUCACGAGCCGUUGCAUCAGGGACUACCUGGCGUCAAACCGCGUGUGCCGCUACCUGCAGUCGGACCGAGAUUCGGAGGGCUUCGUCCAACGCCUUAUCGCCAAGCCGCAGUUCUACCCCGUCCUCCGACUGACUGUGCGCAGUCUCUACGUCCUCGAGAGGUCUGACCUCAUCCUCAACCUACUGGACAUGUUGCUGACGUCAAAUGAGAUGACCUCCCACAAUCCUUUCGCUGUGGGCAUGCCCUCCCCACCCAGAGGUCCGUCCCCUGUCCUGGGCCCGGAGCCGCGGAUGCGUAUUCCCCAUAGAUACCUUGAAGACUACAAAGAACCUUUGAUCUGGCUAGCAGAGACAGACAACAGUGAACCAUACAUUGGUGCUGUGUGCAACCGCUUCCCGGACACGCUCGUCAUCUCCUACCAAGAUUGCCCAUCUGAGACCAUCGAGCACUUCAUCUGCCUCACUCGCCGCAGCUCGCCAGCGGUCAAGAAAGUCGUUCUGUACAUGUCCGGCUUCUACACACAGUGGGACUUGGGUCUGCGCCUAGCAGAAGCGCUGCUGGAGCUGAAGAACCUGUCUGUGUUACACAUCAGCAUGAAGUGUGUUGUGGAGACGUCCUUCCUCGUGGACUUUGUCUGUGAGUGUUUCGAGAAGAACGACCACGUGGAGACGCUAUGUUUAGAGGGACCCAUGAAUGUAGCUGAGAACCUCUCAUCGGCGGAGCAUAAGCGAGUGCAGCGCGUGUUUCGUGACCCCCGUGUACAAAUGAAGGCGUUGGUGUUGGAUCACUUCAGCUACCACCACAGGGUGGGCUACCUCCUCGACUGCUGGCCGGACAUUCUGGAGAAACUGCAGAUUAAAAAAUGUAACAUCGACAACGUGUCCGAGAAGAUCAACCAGAAAAUUUCUCGGUGCCCAGAUCUGGCUUGUCUCACUCUGGACAACUGCUUCGUGCCAAUCAGCACACUGCUGAACAUCGUGCGUCACGUAAGAGACCACGCCCACUCUCUGAAACUGACCACUCUUGAGUUCACCUUCCUCUCCUCUGCAAGGAAGUUUAACAAAGGCGAUGUUAAAAAGUCAGUAUUCAAGUCAGCGAUUUCCCCAGAAGUGUGUGAGACUCUGGCGAGUGUAGUCCAAACGUCAACCACCAUCAAGCACUUGCUGCUCAGCUACAACAGCUUGACCGACGAUAAAGCCCGCGUCCUCCUACAUGCCACGAUGCAGGCUCCUUCCCUGGUCACGCUUGACCUGACCGGCAAUCUCAUCACCAAUGACGUGGAGGAUGACGUCAUUUUACUCUUGAACAAAGCCACGCAACUCACGUCGCUGCUUCUCGGGGACAACGGCAUUUGCAAGCAGACCCGUAGUGCCAUCAUCAGAGAGUCCCUGACCCGCCACGACCUCCGCCUCAGUCUUUGAUGGAGCGGCUGUCAAACGCAAUUAUUCUCCUCUGUUAGUAUCAUGCUGAGACUGUUUUCAGAGGACCGCGGUUCGGAUUCCCAAUCUGACUCCUAUGUACUUCAUUAUUUUGGAAAGUUUUCAAGGUUUUCAUGCAACUUGGUGGGGGUUGUGUUGGAAAAUUAAUGGACGAUAGCUUUGGAGGUUUUGCCUCAUGAAUUACCCUUGCAUUGUUUUUUGUUUUAUGAAGAGUUCUACAGCUCUUGCAAAACAAAUAAAUUCCGGAGAUAAGAGGUGUUACAAGAGAGUAACAUGCAAGGAAAA
Molecule: messenger RNA, 4749 nt
Organism: Aplysia californica (California sea hare)
Lineage: Eukaryota; Metazoa; Mollusca; Gastropoda; Aplysiida; Aplysiidae
Source: RefSeq, a predicted model, not a curated record